Dreissena polymorpha is the source of this 2540-nucleotide messenger RNA. RefSeq names its product E3 ubiquitin-protein ligase TRIM71-like. The record is from RefSeq and is a predicted model, not a curated record. Lineage: Eukaryota; Metazoa; Mollusca; Bivalvia; Myida; Dreissenidae. Gene Ontology annotation, cellular component: chromatin; nucleoplasm. Gene Ontology annotation, molecular function: ubiquitin-protein transferase activity; zinc ion binding. The transcript has 7 exons. Bases 220 to 2211 code for a protein of 663 amino acids. Gene Ontology annotation, biological process: positive regulation of DNA-templated transcription.
AACCAAAAUAAAAGUAAAACAUUGUCAUUGUGAAAUUGAAGCAGAUUGAUAUGAAUUUCUAGCAAAAUAUGCUCACUAAAUAGUAAUUAUGUUCUAUUUCACUAUGAAAAAAAACUAUCCAAGGAAUAUGUACCAGCAAAAGAGCUUUAUAACAAAGGAAUACGAAAAUUACUUCUAGAAUUCUCAGUUUUCAGCUGUGCACACCUGUGUCCAAAUCUGAUGCAUGCGACUGAUCCCAGACACAAAACGCUAGUAAAAAUUCCGGUAGGCACGAACAUGACGUCACAGAUGAUAUCACCACGAGGGCAUGCGCGGCCAAAUCUCAGAGAAAAUGAAGAAACGAUGGAGUGUAGCCUUUGCCUUAAAAAUUUUACAACACCAAAGCUUUUACCGUGCUUCCACACGUUUUGCCUUCGCUGUCUUCAAGAAUAUGUCGAAAGAAACGCGCACAACCAAAAGUUUGCGUGUCCUCUUUGUGCAUUCGAGUGCGUUAUUCCCCCAGGAGGAGGAGUUGACGAAUUGCAGACGAACUUUUACAUCAAAGCCGCGCAGACGAAACUAAAAAUAGCCGCAAAUAGUCCGUGUGAGAUUUGCAAUGACGGUUCCCGGGCAGAGAGGUGUUGCAUCGAAUGUGAGCAGAACCUGUGCGCAAACUGCAGCCGGAGCCAUCUCAAGAUGAAGUCGUCACGUGACCACCACCUGGUGUCCUUGACCGAGAAAAAGAACGCAGGGGAAGGUCAGGUCACGAGCAAAACGUUCUGCGAGAAACAUAAAGGCGACGAGCUGGGCUUCUAUUGCCGGAAGUGCGCUAUUCCGAUCUGCCUUCGCUGCAAGGUGACGGUGCACGAGCAGCACACGACGGAGGACCUGUCGGAUGUUGCGUCCGAGAUCCGCGUGCUACUGACGGACAUGCUGAAGUGCGCCCAGGGGGUGCUGCCCAAGUUCCACGGGCACCUCAACGACAUCACCUACUACAACGACCAUCUGGAGAAGGAACGCGAGAAGCUGAAGGAGGAGAUUGUUGAACAGACGAAGAGGCUACACGCCACCGUGGACGAGCUGUCCCGGAAGAUGGUUGCUGACGUGGAGGACGAGUACUGUGUGGAGAUGGCGCGACUGUCCACCCGCCGUAACAUGAUUAGCGACCGCACCACAUCAUUCUCUACACAGCUACACUCCGCCAACCAGGUGGUCUGCUACGGUUCGGAUGCAGACAUCGCCUGGAAUCGUGACAGCCUGGCGGAACAGCUCCAGAAGAUGGCCAGUCUGAUCACCCCCGCCGACAUGAUCCACCUCAAGAUGGACUUCAUCCCCAGCAGUGACGUCACUUCCGCGGGGGUCGGUGACCUCAUCGGCGCGUUGAAGAAGAUACGAGACCCGACGGAGAAUCUUAAGAUAGAAGAGUUUUCGUCAUUCUCAGUUGACAACAGUUUCAAAGCUAUAAACAGCGUCUGUCCUGUUGACGACGGUACCGCUUGGAUCGCGUUGGGCUGGACCGCAGACGCGCACCUGUUCUACCGACACGGAGUAAAAAUCAAGACACAUGUGGUCUCAAAGACGAUCGACUUCAUCGCUCGAGAUUCCGAGUCGCUUAUUAUGUCAAGCAACGAGCAGAAGUCCGUUGGGAAGCCAGGUCCUGGUUUUAACUUGGACGAUUUUGCGACGUUCCCCGGUUACAACCCACGUGGCAUUGCAGUGACGCCAGAUGGCGAUGUUCUGAUUUGUCUCGCACAGUCGGCUGCAUUCCAGGAUUACCGACCUAACCACAAGAACAAGGUCGUCCGUUUGAAUUCGGCGGGGAAAAUGAUCAACGAGUAUGGUGCCGACGGGAAACUGUACAUGUACCCACUACGCGUUGCCGUCAAUGUCAAUGGCGACAUUUGUGUGACCGAUUGUCGUAAACUGAGUGUAAUCAUCGUAAAGCGUUCUGGGGAAUUUAAGACGGAGUACUCCGGACAAAACGACAAAGAUGGCAAAGCCAAUUUUGAGCCCCGCGGCAUCGCCUGUGACGCAAGGGGCCAUAUUUUUGUAGCAGACGGGGCAACGCACGCUAUCCAUAUGCUGGAUCACACGGGGAAGUUCAUGCGUCACGUGGUCACAGAGGAUCAGGGGCUGUUUGGUCCCUAUUCAGUAGCUGUCGACAGGGAGGAUUAUCUUUGGAUUGGCUGCAGAGAUGCUGAUACCAAAGUGUUCAAACUUAAUUGGACAUAAGCAAAUUUAAAUUGCAUUAAAUCACAUGCCAAUGCAAAUAUGUUGUUUGUCUAGUUUUUCAUUGACGUGAGCCUUUUAAUAGUAAUCAAUGUUUUUAUGUUUACGACAAACACAGUUUCAAAACAAAUCCGUAAAAAAGGGCUACAUGUAUAUAAAAUCGCUUACGUUUAACUAAUGAGUGUUGACAAAUUGCUAUAAACACUCACACACUUUUCAAAAAAAGAGUGAACUGACGUUUGAGUAAUUGCGUGAUAUUAAUAUUUUUGCUUGUUUUGUGGUGACGGUUAAAAAGGUGUUUGAGAUGUAAAAAUAAACAUAGAUUAUACAUA